AUGGUCUCCGGAGCCCCGUUCCUGGCUGGCUGGCAGGCAGCACGGAGGUGCUGGGUUGCGGGGACACUGAACUCCCAGGCGAAGCAGUGGCAUCGCGUACGGGGGGCGACGAGGAUGGCUGGAGGGCUUGCUUUGCCCGCAGGCUGGGAGGACUGCGUGCGCGCGAGGGAUAGGCUGCCAGCGGCCGCUGGGGAGCGGCGCGGGCUCUCGGGGAAAGCCAGCCGCAGCGGCCGCGCUGGCUCAGAGCCGCAGGGCCGCCCUGCCACGGCCAGGCCCGGGGGUCCCCCCCGGAUGCUGUACCGCCAAGGCACCGUCAGGGAACCUGCAUCCCCCGCAGCAAUCGCGGGCGCGUCCUGUACACCUGAGCGUCCAGCACCUUCGGCGCACUCAGAGCAGUGCCCCGGGCCGCGCAGACCGCCGCCUCGAGGACUCCCACAGGACCCCCAAAGCGGGCUCCCAUUGCACAAGUACCCCUCGAGCGCACAGGAGAAAGCGGCCAUCCAAAAGCGUGCGGAGGGCCGGGCCAAAGUCCCACUCAAACUCAGGGACAGCUUCAAGCAGUUUUUGUUCUUCCUCUCGCCCACGGGAGGGCUGAAGAUCCCUAGGCUGGUGACCCGGCCGGGCGGACGCAGGGAGUGA
This is a messenger RNA of Manis pentadactyla (Chinese pangolin), 639 nucleotides long. RefSeq lists its product as uncharacterized. NCBI's taxonomy places the organism in Eukaryota, Metazoa, Chordata, Mammalia, Pholidota, Manidae. The transcript has a single exon. The record is from RefSeq and is a predicted model, not a curated record. Bases 1 to 639 code for a protein of 212 amino acids.